Messenger RNA from Salvia hispanica, 709 nucleotides. NCBI's taxonomy places the organism in Eukaryota, Viridiplantae, Streptophyta, Magnoliopsida, Lamiales, Lamiaceae. The record is from RefSeq and is a predicted model, not a curated record.
AACCUCAAACUCUAAAAACAAGAAAAGUAGUACAAAAAUGAAUAAUGAGAGGAAAGUAGUGGUGGCAGUGGACGAAAGUGAAGAAAGCAUGUAUGCUCUAUCAUGGUGUCUCACCAAUCUUGUAUCACCAAAAACCCCCAAUCCAAACACCACCUUAGUCCUCCUCUACAUCAAGCCACCUAUUCCUUCUUACUCUUCUUUAGAUGUCACAGGUUAUUUAUUUGCAGGAGAUGUGAUUGCAACCAUGGAGAAAUACAGCAAGGAUUUGGCAAACUCGGUUAUGAAAAGGGCCGAGGCAGUUUUCAAUACUUGCAAUAGCACAGUGAAAGUGGAGAAGAAAGUUGGAAGUGGAGAUGCUAAGGAUGUAAUAUGUGCUGCAGUGGACAAACUAGAGGCAGACAUCCUUGUCAUGGGAAGCCAUGACUAUGGUUUCAUAAAGAGGGCACUUUUGGGAAGUGUGAGUAAUUACUGUGCUAAGCAUGUAAAGUGCCCCGUAGUGGUAGUAAAGCGCCCAAAGACUUGCUAGAGUGCUUAUCAAUGGCUUCUUUGGUGGAGUGAAGAGAAGACUUAAACCUUAAUGAAUUUUACUAUAAGACUAUAAUAUUCUGUUUAUGUUUAUAAAUAGCUUUUACAGGUAAGAUGAAAUAUGCUCCUAGACAAGACAUGGUUUGCUUGUUGAUUGAUUAUAAGAAUUCCACUUAAUUAGCAA